Molecule: messenger RNA, 1529 nt
Organism: Ilyonectria robusta
Lineage: Eukaryota; Fungi; Ascomycota; Sordariomycetes; Hypocreales; Nectriaceae
Product: S-adenosyl-L-methionine-dependent methyltransferase
Exons: 4
Coding region: 108-1439 (443 amino acids)
Biological process (GO): methylation
Cellular component (GO): cytoplasm
Molecular function (GO): nucleic acid binding
Source: RefSeq, a predicted model, not a curated record
AGCUGCCAUUUCGAGGUUGAUUGCUGCCCCUCCCCCACCUUCACUUUCUGAAUUAGGUUGAACGUGCGCUUUUCAAAUCAACCAUCAGUGGUGAGGAGUCGCACAACAUGCAUUUCCUCAUCAGGUUUGCACAGGUCCAUGAGUCUUUUCGGCUCGCCGAGAUCGAGGCCCUCGCCAUCGUCCAGGACGUGGACUUAAAAGUUCUGAAUUAUAGCCUUGAUUCCCCAUUUUGUAUUGUACAACUGCCCUCAGUCGAUGCGGCUGAGCGACUUAUCCAGAGAUCCAUCCUGGCCCAGUCUAUUCAUGAGUUAUGGGGUACCGGAACGACGCUCGAUGAAGUACACGCAGCCGUGAAGCAAGGGACACCACACCUCUGGGCGCAAUACAAGAUGGCAUCCUUCAAGUUUGCCGUGGAGCCAUAUCAGGGAACCCGCUCUAAUACCAAGAGGCUUGAACUCAUUAACUCGUUUCGGUUCCUGGGCUUUGAUGGUCCUAUUAAGAUGUCCAACCCAGAUGAGACUUUCACCAUUUUUGAGCAAUGGCCGCACAACAGUGUUCCUCUUGGAAUCCCAGACCCCACAGAAAUCCACUUGGGUCGAUACCUGGCGAGCUCAUCGCGAGACCUUAUCCAGAAGCUGGAUUUGAAGAAGCGAGAAUACAUCUCCACCACGAGCAUGGACUCAGAGCUCGCCUUGGUAACUGCCAACAUCGCCCUUGCGGCCCCUGGGAAGCUCUUUUACGAUCCCUUUGUUGGAACAGGCUCAUUCCCCGUCGCAUGCGCACAGUUCGGAGCUUUGGCAUGGGGAAGUGACAUUGACGGCCGCAGCAUGCGAGGCGAAGGCGGAAAGAAGAGCUUACAAGGAAACUUCGAGCAGUAUGGCUUGGGUGGAUGCCUAGGUGAUGUGUUUUCCGCCGACUUGACCCAUACUCCGAUGAGGAAACGCCGAUGGUGGGACGGAAUCGUUUCCGACCCUCCGUACGGAGUCAGGGAAGGACUGAGAGUGCUGGGUUGCAAGGAUCCCGAGAAGACCCCUUGGCUGAUCGAGGCAGGCAGGACGAAGGGAAAUGACCCGGAUUACGUCCCACCCAAGAAGCCCUAUAGCUUUCUAGCUAUGCUUGAUGACAUUCUGGUAUUUGCCUCCGAGACCUUGGUCGACGGUGGGAGGUUGUCAUUUUGGACUCCAACGGCCAACGACGAGGAGCUAGAGAUUCCAGUGCCCACCCAUCCUUGCCUGGAGAUUGUUGCCAUCUGUGUUCAGCCAUUCAAUAAGUGGUCGAGGAGAUUGAUAACCUAUCGUCGCAUACCUGAUGUGCAGGUGUCCCCGUCUACACUCGAGGACUAUGCGACCCGGAAGAAGCUUGCGACGGAUGGGACAACGGCAGACGAGCUCAAUCCAUUUCGACGUGGAUAUUUCAACAAGUUUGAGGUUGACGAAUAAAACGCAUAUACAGGAAGGCCACCCUUUGUCCAUCAAAUAUUCCCGUGCUCCGCAUAUAAAAUAAUAUCCGAUAAUCGCGACUUCAUAAAU